AUGGCUUACAUUUUAACAGAAACAGCAGCAGGGUAUGCGCUUUUGAAAGCCUCUGAUAAGAAGAUCCACAAAUCAUCUACUUUGAUCCAAGACUUGAAUUCCUUGGAAAAAGUUGCCGACCAAUUCAAAAUUCAUCGUUUUGAAAAGUUCCAAAGUGCUGCCAAUGCUUUGGAAGAGGCCAAUGCGAUAAUGGAAGGAAAAGUUUCCGAUAGUUUGAAGAAAUUGUUAGAGGAUGCCAAAUCAGACAAGAAAUCUACAUUGAUAGUCUCAGAAACCAAGUUGGGUAACUCCAUUAACAAAUUAGGUUUAAACUUUCAAGUUGUAUCCGACGCAGCCUCUUUAGACUUACACAGAGCAAUCAAACAGUUUUUACCAGAAUUGUUACCAGGAUUGGAUAAUUCCGCCCUCAAUCAAAUGUCCUUGGGUUUAGCACACUCCAUUGGCCGUCAUAAACUUAAGUUCUCAGCAGACAAGGUGGACACAAUGAUUAUACAAGCUAUUGCGUUAUUGGACGAUUUGGACAAGGAGUUGAAUACCUAUGCCAUGAGAUGCAAAGAAUGGUAUGGAUGGCAUUUCCCAGAAUUGGCAAAGAUUGUAACCGACUCUGUUGCAUUUGCCAGAAUUAUUUUGACCAUGGGUGUUAGAUCUAAUGCUGCAGAGACAGAAUUGUCAGAAAUCUUGCCCGAAGAAGUUGAAGAACAAGUUAAAACAGCUGCCGAAGUUUCCAUGGGUACUGAAAUCACUGAAAAUGAUUUGGAAAACAUCAAAGCUCUAGCCGAACAAAUUGUCGAUUUCGCCGCGUACAGAGAACAGUUGUCAAACUACUUGAGCUCGAGGAUGAGAGCCAUUGCCCCAAAUUUGACUGCAAUGGUUGGAGAAUUGGUUGGAGCUAGAUUGAUUGCACACGCUGGGUCUUUGACAUCUUUGGCAAAGGCACCUGCAUCCACUGUACAAAUUUUGGGAGCAGAAAAGGCUUUAUUCAGAGCUUUAAAGACUAAACACGACACUCCAAAGUAUGGUAUAAUAUAUCACGCUUCGUUGGUUGGCCAAGCUAGUGGUAAGAACAAGGGAAGAAUUGCUAGGGUUUUGGCAGCUAAAGCCGCCAUUUCCUUGAGAUACGACUGCUUUGAUGAAGAAAGAGACGACUCAGAAGAUUUCGGUUUGGAAAACAGAGCCAAGGUUGAAGGCAGAUUGAGUCAAUUGGAGGGAAGGGAUAUGAGAACCACUUCAAGAGUUAGCAGACAGCAGCCAAAGAUUGAUAUUACUGAGGCCAGAGCUUACAAUGUUGACGCUGAUGCCCCAUCGAGUGCUGCACAAGAUUCGGAUGAUGAAUCAGAAACUGAAGAAGUUGAUGAGAAAGUGGACGUGAAAGAGAAGAAAUCAAAGAAAGACAAGAAGGAAAAGAAGGAAAAGAAGGAAAAGAAGGAGAAGAAGGAGAAGAAGGACAAGAAGGAGAAGAAGGAGAAGAAGGAGAAGAAGAGAAAGAGAGAAGAAGAUGGGGAAGAGAAGUCAUCAAAGAAGGAAAAGAAGUCAAAGAAAUCCAAAAAGGAUUAG
Messenger RNA from Lodderomyces theae, 1554 nucleotides. RefSeq names its product RNA-processing protein (gene NOP5). The record is from RefSeq and is a predicted model, not a curated record. Gene Ontology annotation, cellular component: box C/D methylation guide snoRNP complex; small-subunit processome. Bases 1 to 1554 code for a protein of 517 amino acids. Gene Ontology annotation, molecular function: snoRNA binding. The transcript has a single exon. Lineage: Eukaryota; Fungi; Ascomycota; Pichiomycetes; Serinales; Debaryomycetaceae.